GCAGUCGAUCCUCCGAAGCGAACAGAUACGCGUGUUCGUGUCAUAGCUUUAUUUUAUUUAAAUCAACAAUUACAUAAAUCGAACUUAGCAACAGUCGCAUAGCGUCGUAGUGAAAUAAUUGUGUUAAAUGAGAACUGUUUAACGCUUCAGACAUUGGAGGUAUUAAAACUUGGAAUCGUGCAUUGACACCUAUCAAAAUCCAGAACUCGUCGCCGCCGAACUAAGUUUCGGCAUGAAUUCGUGUACCUGUUGUGAUGCGAAUUAAUUCCAGAUUUUCACUUACAGCGGAAACAGCUUACGUAGACGAGUAGCGGUAAAACGCCGUCCGCGCCGCACGCGAGUUCUUGUAUUGCGUUGGUUAACCGUCGGGUUUCUAAAGUGCUUUUAACGCGUUUUUAAAACAGCAAACACCGAAACCUUACGUGGUUUCGGACCUCGCGGUCGGUGUCGUUGGUCCAGCGCGCCUGUAACAUUUUGACACUCGCAUGUGCCGUUAGAAAGCGUCUAACGAAUCUCAUCUAAUUAGUAUGCGUUUGUGAAGUCAUCUCGGCGACUCAAUCACGGUUAGAGAUCUGGAUGGACUUGUGGUGAGACGACACGUCGUAUUGCCAGCGGCUGUGGGUUGUGUUUCUGUGAGGUAGCGCGGUGUAUGGCGCGAUGAUCAGCGGCGGCUUGGUGUGCGCACUGCACGUGCGUACCGCGGGUCUUGGUGGUGCUGCUCUAGGCUCCGACGAGGAGGAGAUUGUAUAUCUCGCUUAUGUUGUCAUAGAUGUCCUCACCAAUCAGGUGAUAGGACAACGAGAAUAUGCAGUCAGGCCAACAAGACGGCCGUCCGAAGAGUUACAGACUGGACAGCCUUUAGAUAUAGUUAUACAACAGUUCGACGAAUUCGUCAGGUCACUCCAAGUUGACCCCUACUCACCUCUCUUCAGGCUCGUGACGGAUGGACAGCCGCCCUUAAGACAAUGCCUCCACCCAGAAGCGUGCAGCAAGGAUAUCAACCUGCCAACGUACUAUUCCCGCUUCCACGACCUACGAAAAGAGUAUGUGAGGGCAUACACGCUGAGGGCGGUUGCGUCUCCCCGAGCGCAGGCACCUCCGCCUCCGCCACCAGAUCACCCCACCUCUCUACUUGAUAUGCUCAACUAUUUAGGUAUAGCCCCGUACAGCGGAGAAAAUUUUUACGCUGCCGAAGUCCAAGACAUGGCCAGCAUUAUACAGAGGAUAAUCUCGGACGGUUUCCGGUUGGAAUUGCCCGAAACUAUCGACCUAGUUUUAGAGACUGGAAUUUGCUCAAAAGACGAUGAGAUAGACGGCAACUGCAUUGUCAGAGCCCGUGGAUUACCUUGGCAGUCGUCGGACCAGGAUAUCGCCAAGUUCUUUAGAGGCCUAAAUGUCGCCAAAGGCGGCGUAGCGCUGUGCCUGUCGCCGCAGGGGAGACGCAACGGUGAAGCGCUGGUGCGUUUCGUGUCGCAGGAACACAGGGACAUGGCGCUCAAACGUCACAAGCACCACAUCGGUCCGCGGUACAUUGAGGUAUACCGGGCGAGUGGUGAAGAUUUUCUGUCGGUUGCGGGAGGGGCGACCUGCGAAGCGGCCGCAUUCCUGUCGCGAGGCGCGCAUGUGAUAGUGCGUAUGCGGGGACUGCCGUACGAUGCAACCCCACAGCAAGUUCUGGACUUCUUCUCGACCGGUGACGAUCCCGUACAAGUGUUGGAUGGAUUAGAAGGAGUUCUAUUUGUACGGAGGGCCGACGGCAGAGCUACAGGUGACGCGUUUGUCCUCUUCUCAAAAGAGGAGGACGCCCCAAAGGCCCUCUCAAGACAUCGCAAGCUGAUCGGCGCGAGAUACAUCGAGCUGUUCAGGUCGACCACUGCUGAAGUACAACAGGUUUUGAACCGGUCUCUAGAGACGCGCACCAGCACGGCCAGUACGCCGUCAGCGGCGCCCGCGCCCGCCGAGGGAAUACUUCCGGUGGCGCUGGUGCCGCAACACGUCAUCACUUCCGGCACGGCUAAAGACUGUGUCAGACUGCGCGGAUUGCCUUAUGAAGCCCAGGUGGAGCACAUUUUGACAUUCUUGGACGAGUUCGCAAAGAACAUUGUUGUACAAGGCGUCCACAUGGUAUACAAUGCUCAGGGCCACCCUAGCGGUGAAGCGUUCAUCCAAAUGGACAGUGAGACCAGCGCUUACCUCUGUGCGCAACAGAAGCAUCACCGCUACAUGACCUUCGGCAAGAAGCAGCGGUAUAUUGAGGUGUUCCAGUGCUCGGGCGACGACAUGAACCUGGUGCUGACGGGCGGAGUGACGGGCGCCACGUCGCCGAAGGUGGUGUCCCCGGGUCCACUGACAUACUACUACCCAGCAAUGGGACCAACGCUGCCGCCUCUGGUCUACUGGGGAUAUCCAACUCCACCUGUCUCACCAGCACAUUAUUACCACCCACCUCAUCAUCCUCAAACUAUGAUACCAGAGGUGGUGUCAGUGGGAGGAGGUUCUCCUAUACCUAUACCGCCGCCCGCUGCUUGCCAUGAGUGGCCAAUUUACAUGGUGAAUUGAAAGGCCGCGUCCUUUCGUAACAUUACUUUGGAGGAGCAAGUGGCAACUACAUAAUAAUAUGCAAAAUUUGAUUGCGAUAUUUUACUAGUAUAGUUUUUAUCCCGCGCUCGCAAAAUUUUAUAUUUCCUUGCAUUAACUUUAUUUUCUAAGUAAUGCCGUACCUUUUAUGAAAUAUAAUUAAAAAUAUGUUAGGGAUCUUUUAUAUAUUACGCCUUUCAGGUCUUAUUAAAAUUCUUAUUUUUAAUUUGAUAUUUAUACUAAAAAUACUUAUUUUUGUAAUUCCUCUCGUUUUAUCGCAUUAUUUAAUUUCAUUUGACGGCAUUGCUUGAUAAUUUCGCCAUAAUUUCAAAUUAUUAUUUAUCAAAUAUCACUUUAUAUAAAAAAAAUGAUUAGGUAUAUAAGUUAAGACGCCAUUUCGCCCUCCACAAUGAAACUAGCGCAAUGAAAUAAUGGCUCAAACAAUAAAUUAGUGAUAUUAUAAAUUUAUAUUAAAUUUUAUUAUUUAAUACAAAUCAUUUAUCGUUUAUAUUUUAUACUGAAAUUGCCAGAUAUUCUUAUUUUGUUUCUUCAAAAUUUAAGAUUGUAUCUUAUAUUCUAGAGUUUUUGUUGUAUAUUUUAUAUUUUCUACUUUGUUGAUAUUUCAGAUAUUAAUUUAAUAUGGAUCUAAUUAAGUAUAUAUAUCUUUAUAAGUAUGAAAAUUAGUUAUUUAAAAUCUGACGGGGUCCAAAGAGGUAAAAGUUUUCGUUAGGCGAAAUGUUAUUUUUGUAUAUUUGUUACUUAUUUCUUGAUUCUAAUAUCUAAAAAUAUGUACUUGAUAGAAAUUCUUAAUAUUUUCAUCAUGAUAUGUAUAGGUUAUAAUUUUAUUAAAACAAGGCAAGGUACGUGUUAGAGUAAGCCACACGAUGCGAUGGUUCAAUUUCUUUGCAUUAGCUAUAUUAGAUUUAGCGCAGGACACUAGCUAAAGCGUGUUGAAAAAAGAAAAUCUUAGACCUGGGACUAGAAGUAUUAAGUGCAAUGCAACCAGAACUCUGGUGCCGAAACGCGUCAACUACCGGUGAAUCGACCUAUGUCAUGAUAAGGGACCGUUCAAGUAUUACGUAACGCAAUUUUUGAAGAUUUUUGACCCUCCCACCCCCCUAUGUAACGCGCCGUAACGUUACCUAGACCCCCCCCCCUCCCCCUCUAAACGUUACGUAACACCCAAGUGACCAUUUUUACCUAAAAGUCACAAUUACUUUGCGCAAAUUACCGGAACUAAAAUAACUUUGUUAUUGUUUUAAUCGCGUUUGCGGUAAUCUAUAAUUCUAUAAUAUAAAAAUUAUCGCUAUUUUUCGUCGUCGUUCGUCGCAGCAACACAUAAUCGCUGAAUGUGUUGCUAAGCGCAAAUCUCGAGAGCAGCUGAACCGAUUUCGCUAAUUCUUUUUUUAUAAUAUUCCCUGAAGUACUAAUAUGGUUCUUACGGAGAGAAAAGUUUAAUAAUUGCCUGAAAAAGUAUAAAAACAACACUUUUCUAUAUUCCCAAACAAAAGAUUCGUAACAAGACUUAAAGGCAAUUUGAACUUUAAUACCAUACCAAUAAAGUUUAAGUGUUAGUGGAGGGGUUCCGGGAAGGCAAAACAAUUGAGUGACGUUAUUAUCGUAUAAUCCAACGCUGUUUCUUCUGCAUAUCAAUGAUAUGUUGCUAACUGGUAACAUUCAUUGCUAUGCUGAUGACAGCACUGGUGAUGCUCCUAUACAACGGCCGUGCCAAUAUUUCUCGGGAAAACGUCGCCGAGUACCGGAACAAACUUGUGUCUGAAGUCGAGUCUUUGCUGAACAAAGUCUCGGAUUGGGGCCGACUAAAUCUAGUCCUGUUCAAUCCCCAGAAGACACAAGUUUGCGCGUUUACCGCUAAAAGAACCCCUUUGUCGUAUCUCCUCAGUUUCAAGGUACUCCCCUUCUUGCCUCAGCCAGUAUCGGUAUCCUCGGAGUCGACAUAUCGAGUGACGUGCAGUUUCGUGGUCACUUGGAAGACAAGGCCAAAUUGGCCUCUAAAAAGCUUGGCGUGCUCAGCAGAGUGGGACAGUAUUUCAUGCCGGCACACCGCCUGCAACUUUACAAGGCGCAGGUUCGGCCUCACAUGGAAUACUGUUCCCAUCUCUGGGUAGGGGCUCGACAGUCCCAGCUCCCUCCACUUGAUCGCAUCCAGCGCAGAGCGGCUCGAAUCGUCGACGAUCGAGCCCUUUCCGAUCGGCUCGAUUCAUUGGCACUGCGAAGAGAUGUUGCAUCCCUUUGCAUUUUCUUUCGCAUCUACCAUGGGGAGUGCUCUGAGGAAUUGUUCGGAUUAAUCCCAGCCACCAAAUUUCACGAACGCACAUCGCGGCAGAACUCCCGAUACCAUCCACACCAUCUGGAUGAUUGGCGGUCCACCACUGUGCGAUUUAGAAGAUGUUUUCUUCCUCGCACGACUUCCUUGUAGAAUCGAUUACCAUCAGCGAUUUUUCCGGACCGAUACGACUUAGGGACCAUCAAGAAAAGAGCGUACUCCUUUUUAAAAGGCCGGCAACGCAUCUGCAAUUCCCUCCCUGGUGUUGCAGUUGUUCAUGGGCGGCGGUAGUCACUUACCAUCAGGUGAGCCGCAUGCUCGUUUGCCCCCUCUCCUAU
Messenger RNA from Parnassius mnemosyne (clouded apollo), 5202 nucleotides. Lineage: Eukaryota; Metazoa; Arthropoda; Insecta; Lepidoptera; Papilionidae. The record is from the annotation of a GenBank genome assembly.